CUGAGUGAAACGUCCCUAAAAGUGGGAGCGGCAAGACACACCCUGAUUAUUAGAUUUCGUAUUGAACAUUGGAGGUGCGAAAACUCAGUUGUAAGCUCUAACUGGUAAAUGAAACACCGGUAUAACCGAUAGAUUAACAGUUGCAUUUGCGUCGAGCAUUGUUACUAUUAAAUAAAAUGGGAAACAAAGUAGCUACAUUCACCGAGGAACAAUUGGAAGAUUAUCAAGAUUGCACGUUCUUUACCCGAAAAGAAAUCUUAAGAAUAUAUAAACGGUUUCGGGACAUGGGAGACCCUGGGGCAGUUCCACGAUCCAUGACGCCUCAACAGGCAUCGACACUUCGUAUACCACUGUCUUGCUUGACACGCAUACCAGAAUUAAAGGUUCUUAGAUUAAUCUUUCUGCCCUCGUUCGAUGUUAAAACUCUUUUCACACGUGAGCGCGAGGUGCUUGACGAACAGUUACAGUUGAUCAUGUUUCAGGAAAAUCCGUUUAGACAACGAAUUUCAGAGGUGUUCGCAAAAUGCCAGAAUUCGGGAUUGUCAACGUCCGAUGUUUCAAACGAAGGAAUCUGCUUCGAGGAGUUCCUUGAGAUGAUGUCGGUUUUUUCGGAACACGCACCCAGAGACUUGAAGGUGUUCUACGCUUUUAAGAUUUACGAUUUUGACGAAGAUGGGGUAUUGGGAUUGAAUGAUUUAGAACGAACUUGUCGACAGUUGGUUCAAGAUGGUUUGAAUACCGACGAAGUGGCCACUGUGUGUCGAAAAGUUUUGGAAGAAAGCGACAUCGACGGUGACGGUGUUUUAUCCUAUCUAGAGUUUGAACAUGUCGUAACGAGAGCCUCAGAUUUCAUGGCAACUUUCCAUAUAAGAAUUUAAUUCUUAUCGCUGUCGAAAAUUAAUAAAAUUUACUGCCAGUCAAUAAAACACAUACGUUUAUUUA
Molecule: messenger RNA, 942 nt
Organism: Bombus huntii
Lineage: Eukaryota; Metazoa; Arthropoda; Insecta; Hymenoptera; Apidae
Gene: Cib2
Product: calcium and integrin-binding family member 3
Exons: 3
Coding region: 177-878 (233 amino acids)
Molecular function (GO): calcium ion binding
Source: RefSeq, a predicted model, not a curated record